AAAGGUCAAUACACUUGAUAAUUUGUAAUAAAAAAAUUGUAAAUAAAAAGAUUUCAAAACAUUUAAUUUAAAUGACAUUUUACAUUUGUAAUGCUCUUAAAUAGUUUUAUUAUUUUAAUUUAUAUAAACGUGUGUCUGGCAUCAACCGGUGAUUUAUCACCAUUCUUCCAAAAAUGUGUAGAUCGAUGUUUAUUUUCAAAUUGUACAAAAGAUGAUAUUGGAUAUAAAUAUCCACGGAUUGUACCGUUAAGUUUAAAAUUACUUCGAUGGACAUGUAAAGAUAAUUGCAAUUAUGAAUGUAUGUGGGGUACAGUGGAUGCCCUUGUCAGUAGAAAUUGGGAUGUGCCACAAUUUCAUGGAAAAUGGCCGUUUGUUAGAAUCUUUGGCAUCCAAGAACCAGCCUCAACAUUAUUCUCGUUAAUGAAUUUAGCAGUUCAUUGUCGAUAUUUUUACUAUUUAAUACAUUUGAAUGGCGAUCAAACAAUGGUCAGAUUUUGGAAAAUGAAUUCAAUUGUAAAUAUUCAUGGUUGGAUUUGGUCUUGUAUUUUCCAUACAAGAGAUGUUCGUCUUACUGAAAUUAUGGAUUAUAUUUGUGCAUUUUCAAUUGUUUCGUUUUCAUUAUUAUGUGCAUUAAUUAGAUUAUCGUAUUGGAAGACUAGAAAAAUAAAAUGUAUAUUUACAAUAAUUAUGUUAAUAGUUUUCUUAAACCAUACAGCUUAUCUGGCAACAGGAUUGUUUGAUUACUCUUAUAACAUGUUUUUGAAUGUUUUUGUAGGUGGAUUAACUUGUGUAUUAUGGAUAAUAUGGUGUUUAAAAAAUAUACAUAAAUAUAAACAUUUACGAAAAUGUUUAAUAUUUGUUACAUUAAUGCCUGCCGUUACUGCAUUUGAAAUUUUAGACUUUCCACCAAUUUGGUGGUUGAUAGAUGCUCAUUCCUUGUGGCAUUUAGCUACUGUGCCAUUAAAUAUUGUGUUUUAUAAUUUUAUAAUUGAAGAUAUUCGAUAUUUACAAAAAGAAGAUGUAAUCAAGAAAUUAUAAUACUUACUAAUUGUUAUUUUAGAUGUGUCGUUAUAAAAAUUAAUUAUCAAAAUGUUGAUGAAAUCUAUUUGUUUCUGUUUUAUAUUAAAUUGUAACUGUUGAC
Molecule: messenger RNA, 1141 nt
Organism: Chrysoperla carnea
Lineage: Eukaryota; Metazoa; Arthropoda; Insecta; Neuroptera; Chrysopidae
Gene: PGAP3
Product: post-GPI attachment to proteins factor 3
Exons: 6
Coding region: 91-1038 (315 amino acids)
Biological process (GO): GPI anchor biosynthetic process
Cellular component (GO): endoplasmic reticulum membrane
Molecular function (GO): hydrolase activity, acting on ester bonds
Source: RefSeq, a predicted model, not a curated record